Molecule: messenger RNA, 2522 nt
Organism: Pogonomyrmex barbatus (red harvester ant)
Lineage: Eukaryota; Metazoa; Arthropoda; Insecta; Hymenoptera; Formicidae
Gene: Pep
Product: Protein on ecdysone puffs
Cellular component (GO): nucleus
Molecular function (GO): zinc ion binding; nucleic acid binding
Source: RefSeq, a predicted model, not a curated record
UGUGUAUCUACUUAUACUGUGACCUGUGAUCGCGCUGGUCUGAAUCCAGUAUUACAUUAAUGACAGACACAAUCUCUUAAUUUCAUGGUUCGUGGUAAUCAGACUCCGCCAUUUGCGAUCAUUCACUGCAUUCAUUUUCGUUUCAUUUCGCUCGUCGUGAUAUUUGUCGUUGGAUUUUUUCCACACAACGCUUGAUAUUAUUGCUUUGCACGAUGUCGUUUAAUCGAGGAGUGAAAAGAGAUUCCUUUGGGAAUCGAGGAAAUUUCAAUCGAGGUGGUAGCGGUAGUGGUGGUAAUAGAGUCGGCAAUAACAGUGGUAUGGGAAACAACAUGGGUGGAGGAAUAGGUGGAAGUGGUGGUAUGGGUGGGAUGAAUCCCUGGGAAGGUGGCAUGAUGCCUGGCAGAGGUAUUCUGCCUACACCCAACAACAAUCUUUCCUUGGCAUCGCCACAGGCACAGCUGGCAAUUGCUAGCAAUCUUCUUACAAACUUACUUCGCAGUCAGCAAGAAGCACAGCCACAGGUACCAUCUCUUAUGAGUCUGGGAAAUAAUUAUUCUGGACCAGGACCGAAUUAUCCAAACCAACAGAAUUAUUCUUCUGGACGGUUUAAUGAUCGACCUGCACGGCAUCCUAUGAAAAACCAACGUCCUCAGCCAUACAACAAGAUGGGCAAUCGAGCCCGAGAUGGCCCUGCUGGGCGACGUGGCCCAUCCGCACAACAAUCUCGUGCACCCCAGUCUGGCAGUCAACGUAUGAAUGGAAACCAAAUCCAACAUCGCAACGAUAAAUCUUCUAAACCAAUUCCUGCCUCUAAACAAAAUCAGACUGCCAAAAAGGAACAGCAGGAUGUUAAGACCUGUGAUAGUGAAAAAGCAGAACCGCCUGUUCCGAAAAGCAACGACGCGGAUGAAUCUGAGGAAAAGAAGCGCGAUUGGAAGGAUGAGAAGAAUACAGAAGAUGUAACUAUGAAAGUUGAAAAAACAGAAGAUGAAAAAACAGAAGACGGUGAAAAAAAAGUUGAGAAGUCUGCGGAAGACUCUCCGUCGAAAGAAGCGAAAGAAACAUCUGAUAAAACCGAGAAAGAGAACACCAAAGUAACUGGCAAGAAAUCGGAAGCUAGACACGCUGAAAGUCGUUACUCCGAAGUUCCAAUGAACCAUAUGUUUUGUCACAUUUGCAAUAAGCAUAUGUGGGACGGAUUUUCCUUCGAAAAUCAUUUACGCGGACGUGCGCAUCAAUUGAUGAUGGAGAAAUUAGACGAGUCAUAUAAAUUGAAGGUCGAUCUGAUGAGACAUGAGUUGCGAGUUGCCGAAGAACAGCGUGAGCUUAGCUUGAAUAACUCAAAACGGCGUGGCAAAAAAGUUUCUGUAGAUUUCAACGUGAGAGAAUACUGUACGAUGUGUGAUCUGAACUUUUAUGGAACCUUGUCUACGCAUAGAAAGAGUGAGAAGCAUCAACAACUGAAAACAUUCUUACAUCCUCGAUGCUUCCCUUGCUUAAAGGAAUUCCCAUCUCGCAUAGAAUACGACGAACAUUGUUUAACACCUGCUCAUAUGAAAAAUGCCAUUCAAUGCGAGGAACAGACGAAAAAAUAAAAGAAGGAAACUAUCUUUAGCAGAAAACUGGCAAAGGGAGAAGCCGAGGUUCGUACUGCGGAAGACGAGGAAAAAGAUGUUUGCCAGAAUGAUGCAAAGAAUGAAAAAGAAGAAGAUUUAGGAGAGCAAGAAUACAUCAUGGAUAUUAUGGAAAAUAUGAAUGAGAAAAAAUUUAAAAUACCAUCUUACAAAUAUUGCCGUCAAAAUCAAAUCUUUAUUGGUAAAUCUAUGGUCAAGGAAGUCCAAGGAUUUUAUUGCGAACGUUGUCGAAGAUUCAUGCUAUUGGCUGAAGAUAUGAACGCUCAUUUACGUAGCAUUACUCACUAUCGAAAUUUUGUAGCAGAAGUAAAAUCAUUAACCUCUAAUGCACCAGCUACAGAAUCAAAAGAAACUGAUCAAGCUGAGACUGAGAAAAAUAAUGAAGUUAAAGAGGAAUGCGAUGUACACUGGAAACGUCGUAAGAUCAGUCAUGAUGAAAAUGAAGAUAAUGAUAAACCGAAAGAGCAACAAGAAAAUAGCGGCGAUAACGCAAAUGUAGCACCAAAGAGGUCAGAUGGGGAGGAAAAGUAUGAUCCAUUAGAAGCUGAUGCCGCCGAAUCAGAGGAGGAAGAAAAUCGAGAGGCAGAGGAAGACACAAAAGAAAUCACCGAGGAAAAUACUGCUAAUACACAAGAUACAAAAACACCAGUUGAUGAAAUGUGGACAGAUACAGAUAAUGAUAACGAUACCGAGAUGGGUAAUCUAAUUGACGAGGCAGACGAAAAAAAACCUACAGAUCAUGAAAAAUCCAUGCCGAAGAUAGAACGAAAUCAUAGUCCUCAGGUGAAAUCACCUAGAGGUCGCGGAUUUGUACGUGGUCGAGGUGGUCCGCGUGCUAGGAGAUCUCGGCGAUAAGGUAAUACUGCAAAAAUAUGAAAGUAAAUGCGA